AUGUGUUGUGUAAAUGGUUUCUCACUCACACCUGAGAUACCCAAAGGUGUGGUGAUUCAAGGUAACAACAGCAACCCUGCCAGCGAGAAGUUCAGAAGAGUUCGCAACUGGAGCAUCACCAAAUAUAAGUAUACCAAGCAGGCUCUUUCGGAGAAGCUUGGCCGUGGGUCUCGUACCGUGGAUCUGGACCUGGAGCCCCGCCUCGAGCUGCUCAAAGACGACCGACAGCGCUAUGAAAAUGUGACCAGUCUGGCUCAGACACUUGCCAGUCAGCUCUCUCAGCUCACAGUUACCCAGAAGAACCUCGGCGAUGCCUUCACAGAACUCAGCGUCAAAACCCCAACUCUGCACCUGGAGUUUGGCAUAAAUGCAGACGCUCAGAGGUUUCUCUCCAAGAGCGGCGAAACGCUGACGGAAGCCAUCAACGCCUUCACAUCUGACAUGAACACACUGGUCAACAAAACCAUUGAAGACACAAUGAUCAAUGCUAAGCAGUAUGAGACUGUCAGGAUCGAGUAUGAUGCGUUCCGGGUCGAUCUGGAGGAGCUGAACAUGGGCCCCCGUGAUGCUGUCACCGUGCCCAAACUGGAGCAGGCCCAGAAAGACUUCCAGACUCAGAGGGAGAAGUACGAGAAGAUCCGAGACGACCUGUCAGUCAAAGUCAAGUUGCUGGAGGGGAACAAGGUCAAAGUCCUCCGUAAUCAGUUGUGGAUGCUCCACGGCGCCUUUGCAGCUCACAGCUUGUCCUGUCAGAAUUUCCUGGAGAAAAACAUCCAAGAGGCCGGAGAACAUCUCAACAACGUCAGCACCGAUGUCCCCUCCUUCCUGGAAGAAAGUUGACACAGCAAAGCAACAACCAAUAGUGUCGUAAGGCAGAAUCAGAGGGAGUCAGAGGAACAUUUGGCAUUCAUGGAUUCUCUGUGAGA
This is a messenger RNA of Neolamprologus brichardi, 926 nucleotides long. The record is from RefSeq and is a predicted model, not a curated record. Lineage: Eukaryota; Metazoa; Chordata; Actinopteri; Cichliformes; Cichlidae.